CAAGAAGGGUUUUUGGGGGGGUGGGGGUUGUGUGGAUUAAAAAAAAAGUUUUGAUAGAUGGAUUAAAGGAGAGGCAUUUAAUCAGGAUGUAGAGGGGAAGCAUGAUAUGCUGCAUGUCUGGGUUUUCGCCGUUUUCUGUCACCACACGCACACGAACGUCAUCUGUCAGUUGGUGUGUGUCUGUGUAUCUUAUAUAAACCAACAAGACCAAAGAAAAAGGAUCAAACCAAUGAACGAAAACAAAAGUUCCCUUUCCUUAGAUCAUUUUGUGGUUUAUUGGUUUGUCAUCUGGUCUCUGUUGUUUUCAAUGUGAACCUCCAAACCCCUAGGAGGAGCUGUGGAUAGCCAGACCUGCGGUUCAGUUGUUCCUCCUGUUUUCUCAUUAAUGGUUCAAUUUUUCAGAUUCAACAAACCUGUGAGGCAUCGAAACGCAUACAAACGUAACAUGAGAGUGAAAUGAUUGGAUGUAUAUAAGGUGGGGAUGAUUCUAGAUCUAGUCUUUAACGGUCACCGUGGUGCUCACAGUCUCUUUCAUAUCAGAAAACACUUUAAAAAUCUUUGAAUCCAGCACUAAAAUUUAAAUAUGUGCAAUUUGACACCACAUCCGAGUAUAAACGUGUUACAGGAAGAGACGGACGUGGUCAUUGGCUGCUGCAGAUGUUCUUCACAGCUCCUUCACCCUCCUCAACCCCCUUUCUUUCUCCUCGCUCCCUUUCCCCCCUUCCUGUCACCUGGAGGUUCCAAACACACACACACACACACACACACACGCCACCCCAGUUCUCUCACGGCUUCUCCCUCGAUUGGCUCUCCCACAGAGGCUGCUCCGCAUGGAUCUGCCCGUGGCCGACGACAACACGGUCCACUUCAACUCCACCCUCAUGGCCUUGAUCCGCACGGCUCUGGACAUCAAGAUCGCCAAGGGUGGUACGGAAGGUGGUAUUGACAAGCACCAGAUGGACGCAGAGCUGAGGAAAGAGAUGAUGGCGAUCUGGCCCAACCUCUCCCAAAAGACUCUGGAUUUGCUGGUGACGCCGCACAAGUCAGCGACAGACCUGACAGUGGGGAAAAUCUACGCUGCCAUGAUGAUCAUGGAGUACUACCGCCAGAGCAAGAUCAAGCGCUCGCAGGCUCUUCGUGAUGAGCAGCGCGUGGAACCUCCUUCCCCCACCCAGGAUGGGGGCCCGGGACUUAACAACGCCCUCCCUCCACCUGAGACGACUGUAAACAGCCUGCCAGUGGAGGGGGGGGUCCCGGAGAGCCAUUCAUGGGUGACAGCCCGUGCUCAGGAGAUGUCCCAGAAAGUUGGCAGCUGGAGCCCAGAGGGACACCCUGAGGAUGGCCUGGGAAGCAUGAGCAACUCUCAGACGGUAGAGAUGAGAGAGAUGGGGCAGGAUGGUUACUCGGAUACUGAGCACUUUCCACCAAUGGAAGGCCACGGCAGGGCCGCUUCCAUGCCCCGCCUCCCAGGCGACAACCAAGUGAGCAGCAUUCUCACUUUUCCACUCUCGUUCUAUUCCCCCUCAUUACAUAUAUAUUCCUUUU
Messenger RNA from Paralichthys olivaceus (Japanese flounder), 1545 nucleotides. The record is from RefSeq and is a predicted model, not a curated record. NCBI's taxonomy places the organism in Eukaryota, Metazoa, Chordata, Actinopteri, Pleuronectiformes, Paralichthyidae.